Dermacentor albipictus is the source of this 4855-nucleotide messenger RNA. Its product is annotated as pleckstrin homology domain-containing family F member 2-like. Gene Ontology annotation, molecular function: phosphatidylinositol binding; metal ion binding. The record is from RefSeq and is a predicted model, not a curated record. Gene Ontology annotation, cellular component: early endosome. Lineage: Eukaryota; Metazoa; Arthropoda; Arachnida; Ixodida; Ixodidae. Gene Ontology annotation, biological process: endosome to lysosome transport; endosome organization.
GUCCCCCGACAUACGAUCAUGCCGUAUCGCCAUUCGUGAUUCUGGUGUUUUGGAAAAGCGUUCAGCCAUUUGCUGUCCGCUUCCAGUUUUUCCUGUGUCGGUGUGCACUAGAUGAUCUAAAGUCAAUACCCGGGCAAAUGCCAAGCGGAUUGCAAACAUCGAAAAUUGCUUUGGAAGCUCCGGGCAGCCAUUGGCUUCCCAUGGUCGUGUGCUUGUAGGAGAGGGUGUUCUCACAAAGAUGUGUCGCAAGAAGCAAAAACCGAGGCAGUUCUUCCUCUUCAACGACAUACUCGUCUACGGCAACAUCUUGAUCAACAAGAAGAAAUACAACAAGCAGCACAUUAUUCCAUUGGAAGAAGUCAAGCUGGAGAACCUAGGGGACGAUGGAACUGGGUUGAAGAAUGGCUGGCUCAUCAGGACCCCGACCAAGUCUUUUGCCGUCUAUGCAGCAACUGCCACAGAAAAGACAGAGUGGAUGGCACAUAUCAACAAAUGUGUUGAGGACACUAUCAGGAAAACUGGAAAAUACCCAACCAAGGAGCAUGCUGCUGUGUGGGUUCCUGAUGCUGAGGCCGGUUACUGCAUGCACUGUCGAAAGACCCAGUUCACCAUGCUGAACCGUCGGCACCACUGCCGCAAGUGUGGUACCGUGGUCUGUGGCCCCUGCUCCAACCGCAAGUUCCUACUGCCAGCGCAGUCCACCAAGCCUCUGCGGGUCUGCCUCACCUGCUACGACGCUUUGUCAAGGGCGUCCAUCUUGGAGUUGACCACAGGUGGCAUGGCGAGAGUUCAGCAAAAGAUGGACAAGCCAGUCACUGGUGCCGACUCCUCCGGAGAAGAUGACUCUGACUAUGACGAUGAUGACAACAGACGGGCAGAUGGUUCUGCAGACAAUGGGCUGUCCAAGGACAUAGAUGGCCUGACAUUUGAUGAGAAGCCCACCUUCUACGGAGACAUGAUGGAAGCCAAGAGCCCCGAGUUGGAGGUUGCCGAAGAAGCCAAAGCAGUGCCGGUGUCGACGCAUCCGGAAGAGUCGAGCAGCUUGCAAGACGUGUCGCCCACUUACGAGAACGUAAAAGGAGAUGCCCCGGCGGUGGACCCCAUGGCUGGAGGAGAACCCCACCCGGACGGACACUGAGGCUGCCUGUUUAUGCUGUCCAUGCGAUGCAAUCCUUUGCCCCCGGGGCAUCUUUUGUUCGAAGGUGCUUUCUACACUGUUUGGGAUUACUCGUGCACUUGUUGCUGCGUGGUGCUGGUUUCCUGCAUUCGUGCGGCUGCCUUUUGAUGUGGGCCAUCCAGGGUUGGGGGUUCAAUUUUUUUCCCCCGAGAUAUCUGCAACAUCACACUGAGAAACUGUCCCAUUUUACGAAAGUCCAAUGUUGCAUCUUGCAAUGUGGCACGGAUCUUUCAAACUGCAUUCUUCUAAGGCAGAUUGAAUACUUGUCUAGUGCUUCUGAUGGUGCGUGGCCUGUCUACAGGCGUGACUUAUUGUUGCUUCGGUUCUUCUAGUAUACUUAAUGAUGCAGCUCCUUUCUCAAUUCGUAAUUUUGAAUAAGGCCUAUGUUAUUUUCAGGUAUUGCUAUGUUGUACAACACUUGCAGAAUGAAAUGUGACAGGGAGACUUUAAAGUAUAACACGCUAUAUAUACACACAGUUACUUGAGAGUGCCGCGUCAUGUCGUUACGAAUCUGGUCAUUAAAGGCAAUGCGGACUGUGAUCUUGAGUGAAAGAGCCAAAAUUACACUGAUGUCGCACCAACGGCAGAUGGUGGAAAUGAAAGUAUGCACAUUUGUUAGAUGCUUUGUUAAUGCAUCUCAUUCCGUGAGUAAAGUACAGGUUGAAUCUUCAAGCUAUGCUGUACGAACUGAAGGUAUACUUGCAAGCCUCUGCUUUAAAGCACUGGAUAGCUUGUUGCAUUUUUCAGAUGUCCAUAAGAUGGGACCACUUUGCAAUGCAAAUAAGCAGGAUUGUGUCAAUGUGUGCUACACCUAUUCGUGAUAGUCAGUUGAGAGAGAGCUUGUUAUGGAAGUCAUUGGAAGAAAUUUGCUUGGUACGGUGCAUCAAAGGUGACCACCUGUUUCUAGCAGAACUAAAACAGUAUUAGCGUGCUUUAGCGUAGCGUGAAUGUUAUAUAUUGGAAGACAUGUUCCGAGACCAGUAAUGACGUUGUGAUCAAUUUAUGAUGUGCUAGAAGCUUGCUUUCUUGUAUUCCACUACCCCUCUCUUUGAUAAACGAAAGGUGCAGGAUUACUUUCUUAAUUACAAGCUUGCUGACACAUUUAAGCCACGAAAUUUUAAGCGGUCAUUGCAAUAAGCGUUGUGUGCGCUUUGAGCAUGACAUCAUAGGAUGUUUCUGCUCGUACUGCUUUUCGCAUCAAGGUCUUCCAGUAUUGUGACACAGGUCUGCGCUAUGCAAAAAAUCUUUUGUCUUAGCACCAGUUCAAUGGCAAAAACUGUGCGAAGCUCGCUUGGCAGUUGUCAGCGAGUGUAACAUACUUCAACUGAGACACAUCAUAGGGUAACAACAUAGGCAGCGUGCUGUCAUGUUACGCACAACUUGGCACCAGAACUCAUUUGCUGCCUGUCAUAAGUGCCUGCUGAGCAGAGCUUCGUCCUGACAUGAUUAGCACGGAGUUGACUUCGUAGCUGCACAUUGUUGAAGAGGCUGUGUGCAUGCGAAGACAAUUAUCGCUAUCGGCAGAUAUUCGUGAGAAGAUUACAGAACUGCAACCGAUAUUAAGUUGCCAUUCAGGUUCCAUUCACAUUGGCAGAGUGGGAUAUUUUCCUUGUUCUUUUUUUGUUUAUGCAUGUUAAGUGAUGCUUUCUGUUAGCGUAUGCAUGUGCCAGAGCAAAAAUUAUGCAAUGCUUGUAUGCCUUUAUAGGGGUGCCACUGCUGCAUAUUUCUAUUCGAUCCUAGAACAGUGCGCAAGGUUUCCAGUUGUGCUUAGAGUAGAUGCUAGCAUUUGUUUGUUAAUCCAGGCUCUGAUGCCAAAGGAAUGUCCAGGCCAUGAGUGGGGGCCAGCAAUAUGCCACUAUUGAGUUUAGCUUUGCCUGGCUGGUCAAUUGCACUGUGUUUGCACCUUCACACCUUUUCCAGGCCAACUUUUAUGUAGAGGGGAUUUCCCAAUGUGUUUGUUUCCCGUUAGACAUUAAUUUAUAGCUGUAUUGGUUGAUGCAUUUUUAGUUGUGCUGUGCUGCUUCUCGAACAAAUGCUUUCAGACUUGGUUUGCUGACAUUUUCUUGCGUGUUAAGUUAAUGCAUACGGAGAUGCUUAGAGAAUCCAAAUUGAACAGUCCAGCAUUUCUUGCCAGCUCUUUUUCAUAAUGCAGAUGGAACUGCAUUGCUUCAUAAUGUGUCUAGCUUUAGGAUACAAUUGAAGCUGUUUUCAAGUGCUUGAAAACUCGUCACUGCACAAUGUUUACUGUUUGUACAAGAUGCAUCAUGACAGUCGUUGCUCACACUUUUUAAGAAGGGCAAACUUGUCAACUACAUAAUUCAUAUCUGAAAUGUAAAUUUCAGCAUGGGUAAAACAUCAAUUAUGUACUGCACUAUGUACUGCACAGUCGGACAAUCUGCAAUCAAGGUGCAACAUUUUGUGCACAUUUCCUUGAAAUUGAUUGCCGUGUGUGAAACGGGCAUGUAUGAUAGUUUGACAAAAAUUGAAACUGAUGUUUGAAUUUCAUGUUGAGAUGUGUGAUUAAUUUACAGCAGCAGAUGCCAACGUUGUGAACUUGUCUUGCAUCUUUUACUAGCCUCUCGUUUUUUGUCGUCCACUGCCUUCUUAAAUUAUGAACCUGGGUUCAAAGCUUUGCCUGCUGUCCAUGGCAGGGCAAAAUUGGUGCAUUGGUGCCUGUCGUGCUGGUGAUGCUUGCCUGCACAGUUUUCCUUGUCAGCAGUAUGUAUAACCAGAGUUUUAGCUUAGUGGGAACAUACAGUCGAAUUUCGUUACAACAGUCACAUCAAACGUGAAAAUACCUUCAAUAUAUCUGAUAUUUGUUAUAGGCAUAUAUUUGUUACAUGCUGGGUACUGGUUAGAAAUAUUUUAGAUUUAUUUCGUUAUAUCUGUGUUCAUUUUAUCGAGGUUUGACUGUAUGUCAAAAUACUGGGAAGCAGUGUAGAACAGGAAUAGCAGCAUUGGUGGCGACAUAUGAUGCUGUUUGAUUGAGUUUUGCUCUAAGAUAAAAACGUGUUACAAGAAACUUCUGUAUAGGAAAAAAGCAGAUACGAAAAUACCUUCGUGAUUAUGCAAUGCCAAAAUGUUUAUCCCAGAAGCAGAACACUGCUGCACAUAACAGCAGUAGUUUUGCAUGCUUUGAUUCCGUACAGCAUCACCGCAUGUUGCCACCAGUCGUGUUGAUACGGCUUCCUGUAUCCAGGGCCAGUAUUCUUGACUCGACACUUUUGGGGAUACUUCAGCUUGACGUGUCCAGUGGACAGUUCAAUGGGGUUAUGUCGGUGUUCUGCCUGCUGGCAUAGCCAAUAAGCAUGAACCGAAAGCGGCAUCUUGAAAAGUGAUUGAUGCAGAACACGGCCUUUACUACACUAUGCUAAAACUAUUAUGUUGAGGGGCCUGGCUUCAUGGUGGGUAAAUGUAAGCGUGACCCUCAAAAAGGUUUUCUCCAAGUGCCUUUGCUAUGAGGGAAUAGACACUCAUAUCUACUGGUAGAAAGAGAUUACAUAGGUUUUGAAAAGCACAGCACUUGUGUAUGUAUGUGUUGAGUGAGUGUGAUGUAAAUACCUACAGAAAAUUUUUUUACUAGUGUGACCACAGGGAAGAUCAAUUGUUUUGUGGGUAGACUCUUUUUUUUUCUCGGCCACAUAGCUUUUGAUCUAAUAAAAUUGUAUAUGGGUCUUA